Drosophila simulans is the source of this 483-nucleotide messenger RNA. RefSeq lists its product as uncharacterized. The record is from RefSeq and is a predicted model, not a curated record. Lineage: Eukaryota; Metazoa; Arthropoda; Insecta; Diptera; Drosophilidae. The transcript has a single exon. The coding region runs from base 1 to 435 and encodes 144 amino acids.
AUGCUAAUGCCAAUGCUCAGGGCGGCUUUGGAGGACUCGGCGGUCGCCCAGGAUUUGGCGGUGGCCCAGGAUUUGGCGGUGGCCCAGGAUUUGGCGGUGGCCCAGGGUUCGGCGGUGGCCCAGGGUUCGGCGGUCGCCCUGGAUUUGGUGGUGGCCCAGGGUUCGGCGGUGGACCAGGGUUCGGCGGUCGCCCAGGAUUUGGUGGUGGCCCAGGGUUCGGCGGUGGUCCAGGUUUCGGCGGUCGCCCAGGAUUUGGUGGUGGCUCAGGAUUUGGUGGCGGCUCAUCUUCGGCCUCAGCCUCUUCCUCGGCAUCGGCUAGUGGUGGCGGACGUGGUGGCGCUGGAUCCGCUUCUGCAUCGUCAUCCGCCAAUGCCUCCGGGGGCAGAUUCGGUUAGACCGAUCCAAGCUAUACUGGUAUUUGGAGUUAAGCGAUAAGAAAUGACUGUGAAUAAAACUUAAAUAAAUUAAAAUUAUAUACAAGUA